This is a messenger RNA of Penicillium brasilianum, 2471 nucleotides long. Lineage: Eukaryota; Fungi; Ascomycota; Eurotiomycetes; Eurotiales; Aspergillaceae. The record is from the annotation of a GenBank genome assembly.
CAAAUACGCUCUGCUAAGCGCUGGGGUCUCUCGACUCCUUCUCACACCGUUAGAAGCGCCAGCUUCAAGUCGUGAAACAAUGGCCCCCCUCCCCCCCUUGAAACCCCUCCCAGGUGGCCGAACGGUGGAGGGGGAGGGUGGUAUAAAGUAGGCUGGGGCCGGGAUCUGACGUGAUGUGUUGCUAUUUUUUCUCUUCUGGCCCCCCCCAAUGCCACCCAUGCAACCUGCAUCUAGACCUGGGAAAGUGGUAUAUACCAAAGUGAAGAAGAGACCGGCUUCAACAUUUCGAGUCGCUGGCAAAUCGAGUCUUGUCGAGUAGAUCACGUGCUGGACAAUCGGCAACGCAACAAAGAAGAUCGCAACGAGAUGAGAGCCUCGCUUUGUUGACACUCUUCUCUCCUCUUUUCCUCCCGAGAGCAUCAUUUCGCCCCGUCCUUGUACCUCUCGUACCCAUCCAUAACUCUCUCAUCUUUCCUUUUCGCUCUAUUCGACCCACCGGUGGACCACAAACCCAAGAUCUUGCUGAUUUUCGUUUCUCUCUCCAGCCUGCGGGCUUGGACGAGAUGCUCAAGGCUCAGUCGAGGACUCCGCCUUUAUCGGGAUAUGCCAUGUCUGAUGUGCCCUCUGGCGCAGAGUUUGGCUCACUGUCGCUCUCGUCAAGGACGGUGGUGGCGAUCACGUCGGUUGUGACUGAAACGGUCCAUCCCACGUGGAUCAUCACCGAGGUGACCACAGUGGGGAGUUUGCAGCUGGAGACGUCUCUGUCCUCGUGGGAACAGCAGAGUGAGGAGAGUUCUGUUCCAACGGUGAAACCGGGCACCGUCCAGACAAUCGCAAGCCAAACGAGUCAAACGCAAACGGCGCAGCUGGCCAUGACAACCAUCUCUCAGCUCACCGUUCUGUCGCCCGAGACUACGGCAACAGGGUCCUGGUCAACGGCUGACUUGGCGUCCUCUGCUUUGCCUGGUGGGCAACCUUGGGUGUCUCUACUUCCCAUGGUGGAAAUCUCCCUCACAGAUCAGACCAGUUCUUCAGAGCUAGUGCCAGUACUGUCGUCCUCUACGAUGUCCGUGCUGUCCAGCACUGCGUCCCCCCCGGCCACGGCCAGUUCGGUGCUUAGUGCGACACUCACCAGUCUAUCUGCCACCAGUACCCCAACGAGCCCAGGCACGUUGGUCACCUCAAGGGUUGCGGAGACGAGUCUUACCCCCGUCUCAAAUCAGUCGUCAUCCUCGUCGCUCUUACUUUCGCCUUCCUCGUCAUCCGUUGCAGGAAUCGCCUCCGGCUCAGAUUCCACCAAUGGCCAACUCAGCCAGAGCACUUCGGGCUCUCACCUGGGCGCCAUCGUUGGAGGGACUGUUGGUGGUGCUGUGUUUGUGGCCCUCGCCCUUCUAGUCUGUACAUUGUUCCUCCGCCGCAGAAGACGGGGGACCUCCACCACACUCCGGGGUAGCCCAGGACGAGGCCCCUUGCGCAAGAGCAGCGACUCGAUCACCACUUUCCGCGAUCUGUAUGGCUGGCAUGACCAGCAAGACAAUCGGCCCUCCUUCCCCAUGGACCCAGGAUUUUCGCCCCGGGGUAACACCGCGCCUGUGGCCCCGGCCCCGGCCCCCAACCAAGGAGUGUCCGUCAACACGAUGGACCUGGCCCGGGAUUCUGAGCAAAAUCCCUUCUCCGACCCCGAGCACAGCCCGGUUUCCCCAAUCAUCAACAUCCACCCUCCCUCCCGCACGGCGUCCAACUACUCCCAACAAUCGGGAGAUGAUGGUCUGGCAUUCCUGGAAAAAUACGACUUGCACCCAUCCACCCCCAGUUCUCGGUACGAGAGCAUCUACUACCCCGACGAGGGUACGUUUACGCCUUCUAUCCCUGAACACGAUAAGCUUGCCCCGCAAGAGAAUCGCAAGACUCGUCUCAGUACGCGCAGUGACCCAUUCGAUCUGGAGGUUCCGCCAAAGGCCUUGCAGGAAUGGCCUCUGCUACCCCAUCCGACACUAUGGGGCGAUAAAUUUUAGACCGCGCAUCAUCCUUCCUUCCUUUUCUGUUUUUAGCCCCCGAGUCUUCGGCGCAAUAUCUGCAACCUUCAUGCAUUGUUGGAGUUAUACGGAAUACCCCCCUCGUUCUUUGGUUUUGCUAGAUUUCAGCACUUUGCUUUUUACUUGUCGUCCUGCCUUGAUUUAUGGUUACAUAUUCGCCCAUUUGGAAAAGCGGGUUCCACGACUACAUGUGCUCACGCUGCAUACGACGUGAUUUUGGAUGAUACAUGAAUACGGUCCAUGAUGAUUCUUGUUUUUCUGCCUGGGCGUUCAAAUAUGGUGGAGGUUGAAAUUUAUACGUGGGGACCAUUUAUGGGAUAUCUUUUCCUUCGGAGGCAGAGAAUGUACUUUAUCAGAUCUUUUCAGUCCUCUAAACUUUCUUGUAUCGUUGUAUUUCAGCAUGGUGUUUUCAUGGGGGCAAAAUGAUUUUCUGAG